Daldinia decipiens is the source of this 1801-nucleotide messenger RNA. Its product is annotated as phosphoglycerate mutase-like protein. Gene Ontology annotation, cellular component: cytoplasm. The coding region runs from base 632 to 1360 and encodes 242 amino acids. Gene Ontology annotation, molecular function: phosphatase activity. The transcript is spliced from 3 exons. NCBI's taxonomy places the organism in Eukaryota, Fungi, Ascomycota, Sordariomycetes, Xylariales, Hypoxylaceae. The record is from RefSeq and is a predicted model, not a curated record.
GAAUAGUUCAUCAAUGCUAGUCAUCGUGUAGCAGGUUGAUGAAAUGACUGAUUUAGGCGUGUCGCAAAGGAGAUAGCUUAUUAGAAAAUAUUGCUUGUAAAUUAGAACAUUGAAAUGGCAGAAUGGAAAGCUUCAAUUGACUUCUCAAAGUUUAGACAGUGCGUAUUACAUAGCUCUUACCAUCUUACCAGUCGGUGUACUUUCCAUAACCCACCCGUACCAGCCGUACUUGCAUGAUGUAAGGCCCAUUGGACGUAACCCCCCACAGUACCUCCAAGCACUAUUCAGAAGGUACGUACUGUAGAGACUAUAGACGUCGGCUAUAUUUUAGUAACAGCAUUUUAGUAACAGUAGGUAACUUUGACUUAUGGGUCAAUCUAACAGUAAGCAAUCUUGAAAUAACAAAGUAAAGUUCAAGCUUCAUUUUUUCUUAAUUGCUCAUUCUCCAAGUAUCUACCUAGAGAUUGUUACUCGUCGUAAUGCUCGUAUUUGGAUAGAAAUAUCGUAUACUUCGUACUUCGUUCAUAUUUGCUAGUUAUUGGCCUUCAAUAUCUCACCGAAAACCAGACACGAGAUAGAUCUCACCUGAAUUCAAAGACACAUCAUAGACGAAACGUUUAUCUCAUUUAGAAUGCCUCCAAUACUCAUACUGGUCCGUCACGCUCAGGCUCGCCAUAAUGCAGAAAAAAACUUUACAAUACCUGAUCCGGACUUGACUGAGGAGGGGCAUGGGCAAUGUGUAGACUUACGGAAGAGUCUCAUAGAAAACCCACUAGCUCGGCAAGCCGAACUCAUCGUAGUAUCUCCCUUGCGCAGGACGAUGCAGACAGCAUUACGAUCCGUCGACUGGCUUAUCGAGAAGGGUAUCAAGAUAGAAGCCGAUGCGGAUUGGCAAGAAAAUUCAAACCAUGGGUGUGACACCGGAAGCCCCGUCGAUAAACUCAUAGAAGAGUUCCCCACGGUCGACUUCUCAAAGGUCGACCCGGUCUUCCCAGACAAGACGUCGUCACUAGGUAGCCGCUAUCACUUCACGAAAUCAGCUCUUUUGGCGCGUGCUCAAGCAGCCUUGAAGAAACUAUACGAACGCCCAGAAAAGGUAAUUAUCGUCGUCUCUCAUUCGGCCUUCUUGCGACUCGCAGUCUCCGGCUAUUGGUACUUUAACGCCGACUAUCGCAUCUUCGACUUUGCGCCUGUGAACAACCCGGGGGACUCAUAUCAACUCGAGCAGCACGAGUCUACCAGAGAGAAGGGCGGAGGGCUCGGUCGGAGCUGGAUCGAUCCCAUAGUGCUAGGCUCGGAGCUGCCGGGAGAAGAUCCGGAUGCUAAAGACAACAGCGGCGGAAACGGCCGGGGAUAUUGAAGACGGCCUUUUAGAUAUCGGUCCCGAACAUGAUAAGACCCAUGGCCAACAUAUAAUUACCUCUGUCAAAUGUUCCCUGCAGUACGGUUUCGGGAUUCGGGAUAACCGCGUAUGGUAGAUCAAAGCGAGAAAGCUCAUGCAACAUCUAAUUUUUUAUUUACCUUACUCUGACGCUACUUUAAGCGUCUAGUAAAUGGUAGUUAUGGCUAAUAAGCCAGACUGAAAUACUGAAAUGAAGAAUCGAGGCUGUGUUAGUGGUUUCUAUCUAAAGAACCCAUUUUAACUUAAGGACUAUCCCUAUUUGUACUGAUGAAAUAGCACGUUUUAUUAUUUGUUCAUCCUACAAGAUACAAGUCACAGAUGAUUUUACAUAAUCGUCCGAGCAGUCUGACGGUUGACAGGCAUGUUUCCGGUUGAUAAAUGCACAGCCUCAAGUACUAC